AUGUCUCACAACUUUGAGAAGUCGGUGAAGGGAGCCACCAAGAUAAAGCUUGCGGCCCCCAAAUCCAAAUACAUUGAACAUAUACUUGUUGCGACUCAUACAGGAGAGGCAGGUGUUGCAGAGAUAUUUCGGACGCUGCAGCUCCGACUUCGCGACUCAACAUGGACCAUUGUUUUCAAAGCUCUUAUUGUUGUCCACUUGAUGAUAAGGGAAGGACAGUUGGAUGCUACAUUGCAGUAUAUGGCGGAGAACCCCAGAAGACUUGCCAUCAGUGGAUUCUCAGAAGUACAGUCGCAGGGCCAUAAUAUUCGAAGAUACUCCGAUUAUCUCAUCGCGCGUGCGCGUGCCUUCGAGGAUACAAAGACCGACUAUGUGCGAAGCGGACAAGGUCGGAUGAAGAGAUUGACAGUAGAGAAGGGACUUCUGAGGGAGACAGAAUUAGUUCAACAUCAGAUCCAUGCGCUGCUCAAAUGUGACCUUCUCACUGACGACGUCGAGAACGAAAUAUCGUUGACCGCAUUUCGCUUGCUGGUUUUGGAUCUCUUGACCCUAUAUUCCGUGAUGAACGAAGGAACAAUAAACGUUCUUGAGCAUUACUUUGAAAUGUCGCGACCCGACAGCGAACGUGCGUUGGAAAUAUACAAGACAUUUACGGUCCAAACGGAAGAAGUCGUGAAGUUUCUGGGAGUUGCCAGGCAUUUCCAGUCUGCGACGCGAUUGGAGAUCCCUAAGCUCAAACAUGCUUCUACGGAUCUUACGCGACUUCUGGAGGACGAUCUCAAUGACCCGGAUUUCAACCUUCGCCGGCGAGAAUAUUUGGCACGGAAGCAAGGGAAGAGCGGCGGAACUCCUCCGCCUGUGAGUAAAACUGCGACAGGCGAUAGGGCCGUGAGCAACGCGAACAAUAUGCCGGCACGGCCUCAAACCCAGCCGAAUCCACAGACACAGAAGUCAAACCAAUCGGACCUUAUCGACUUUUUUGAUUCAAUCGAGCAGAACCAACAGCCGAUGGCCCAGACCAAUCCGUUCCAGCAAGCCCAAUUACAGCAGCAACCGCAGGCGAUGCAGUUCCAACAAACCGGGUUCCCACCGCAGCAACAGGCCUUCUACGCGCAACCGACGGGCUUCCAGCAGCCCCAACCUACUGGGUUUGACCAACAAGCGGCGUUUGGAAACCAGUUUGCGCCGCAGAAUAUUCAGCAAUUUGGCCAGCCGCAGCAGCAGCAGCAGGCACCCCAACCUCUUCAACCCAACCACACGGGGGCCGGAUUUGGUGGUUAUUCGGCGCAGCCCCAAACAUACGGUUUCCAGUCAAACCUCGCUCCCAUCCCACAACAUGACAUGAGUGCAUUCUCCCAGCAGCAACAAAUGCCAAUGGCCCAGCAGCAGUUGCAGCCACAGUCAACCAACCCCUUCAGACAAUCGAUGUUAAUGAGCACGCCGACCGGAUCGGCCACGCCUGCCACUCCCCUUAACCGUCAGAAUACGAACCCCUUCGCACGACGUUUAUCAACAGUCAACCCGCAGCUUGAUACCGGUGUUCCUCAAGCCUACCCGCAGGUGCAGCCGCAAGCGCCCCAACAGCCAGCGCCACUUCAAGCCCAGCGGACGGGAACUAACCCGUUUGCCCGUGCUUCCUCUGUUCCCCCACCGCAGUCCCAGGGCCUGCAACCUCCUGCUGCGGCUCCUCUACGACCAAACCCGACGGGGAGCACGAAUCCUUUCCGCCAGAGUGCCUUUGUGAACCAACAGACGGGCCAAGGGUGGCAUGUCGGCGGGCAACAGGGCACAAUGGGAGGCUUGGAGCAACUAGACACGGUGCCCAUAUUCCCGCGACCGGGGCUAUCAUAAUGGUGCUUACAAAACAUUUUGAUCUCUACAACACCACACGAAAACAAAAUAGUGUGUUAGAACAUAACUAUUCCUCCUUUCCUUUUAAUACUCUUUUAUUGACUUGCAUUGGG
Molecule: messenger RNA, 1964 nt
Organism: Aspergillus costaricaensis CBS 115574
Lineage: Eukaryota; Fungi; Ascomycota; Eurotiomycetes; Eurotiales; Aspergillaceae
Product: ENTH domain protein
Exons: 5
Coding region: 1-1851 (616 amino acids)
Biological process (GO): vesicle budding from membrane; clathrin-dependent endocytosis; clathrin coat assembly
Cellular component (GO): clathrin-coated vesicle; clathrin-coated pit
Molecular function (GO): SNARE binding; 1-phosphatidylinositol binding; clathrin heavy chain binding
Source: RefSeq, a predicted model, not a curated record